AUGAACCAGGGGUCCAGCUCCGCUAUGCUGCGGGAGGAGGAGGAGUAUCUAGGUAGGAGAAUUCGGAUCAUGGAGCGACGACGGGAUUUGGCAACGGUUGAAGGGUGGGGCGAGCAAGGCGAAGAACUCAGAGUAGUCAAGCUUGGGGCCCGUGAAAGAGCAAAGCAAAGCAGCCCACUUCCUGCCCUGUUCCCACCCCACCCCCCUCCUUCUCUCCUUCCCCUUGCUGUUGCUCUCGCUCUUGCUCUUGCUGUUGCUCUCGCUCUUGCUCUUGCUGUUGCUCUUGCUGUUGCUCCUCCUCCCCGCUACCUGCUCCUGCUCCUGCUCGUCCACCACAGGCUGUCAAUUGCUUUCCUGUCACACCCCCUCCUUCUCAAUUCCUCGACUUCAUCCUCCCCCUCCUCUUUCCUCCGCCAUGCAAGUCCUCCACCCGAUUGUCUCGACUCGAAUCUUGCCUGGUUCUGCAUCCACGCCCCCUGCCUCGUUCUCAUCCUCCUGCCCUCCUUUUCCCCUUCUUCUUCCAUCCCCCUCUUCCCACAGACCCUGGGGUCAACCAAGCCAAUCCAAUCCACUAGACACACUCGAUCCCCCAUCGAGUCAUUGAUCUCUUCCACCAACGCCAACCAAUUGUCGGCUCUUGACAUCGUCGGCGGGUCGACUUGCCGACCUUUUCCCCUACCUUACACUGACCCCCCGAGCUUUGAGGUUACCCUCCUGCCAUUGGAAGAUGACGCCGUAGCCCGGUGGUACCUUGAAUGA
Messenger RNA from Colletotrichum tamarilloi, 759 nucleotides. RefSeq lists its product as uncharacterized. Lineage: Eukaryota; Fungi; Ascomycota; Sordariomycetes; Glomerellales; Glomerellaceae. The record is from RefSeq and is a predicted model, not a curated record. The transcript has 4 exons. Bases 1 to 759 code for a protein of 252 amino acids.